GUCUUAUUGUUAAUUUAACAAUGAUUUAUAAAGUGCUAGUGUUAAAUAUGUACUUUGAUUUUAUGCUAAAGUGUUUUUGUAAACUAUUUAAUUUAAAUUUAAACUCUCAAGUGCAAAUUUAAAGAAAUGUGUUGGAGAAGUUUGGAAUGCGAUUUGUUGGUUAUGUGAGAAUGCAAGCAGAAGUAAUGAUUUGUCUUGAAAAAGUACUUCGUCUCGCGUCCAUGUUAGCGCGCAAUUGUUCUUCAAUGCCGAAAAAUAACAACAAAAACAAGAAGUCAAUUUUGCAAACUGUUUUAUUAAUUUAUAAUAAUGGUGUCUACAAGAGGCGUUAAAUAUAAAUUUGGGGAAGGCGAAAAGGUUUUGUGUUACGAGCCGGAUCCGACAAAGGCUAAAGUUUUAUACGACUCGAAGGUAUUGGAGGUUGUAGAAAACAAAGAUAAGCGAGGACGUAAAUCAAUCGAGUACCUGAUCCAUUUCCAAGGAUGGAACUCAUCCUGGGAUCGUUGUGUGGGAGAAGAUUAUGUCCUAAAAGACACCGAAGAGAAUCGGCAGCUUCAGAGAGAUCUGGCUGCUAAAUCACAAUUACAAAUUGGGGCUUAUUUGUACAGAAGAUGCAGGAACAAAAGAUCUCGCAAACUCAGUGACCGUAUCAAUGAUAGUAUAGGCUCUGGUGGAAAAACAAGGAGAGCUGGAUCUUCCGAAGACGGGAGCUCGUGUUCUACAACUGGUCAGAGGGAUAUUGAUACUGAUGAUACACAACAAGAAGAUGGUGAUAGUGAAACAUGUAGCAGUCUCGACAAUGCAGAUUUAGCAGACGAAGAACGAGCUCAUAUCGAUCUGGGUGAUAUUUUAAGGUCGCAUUUGGAUAGGGAUUUUGAGAAAGUUAAACAGGAGAAUAAAUUACAUUGUUUACCUGUCAACCCAAAUGUCGUGACAAUUCUAGAAAAUUAUGUUAAACAUUAUGCACUACAACAAUUAACAAUGAGCCAAAAUGAACCGACGAGAGGCAGAAAGACGAGUCCGGUUAAAAGAUUUAGGGAUUUGGAUAAAGUCUGUCGAAAUUUAAAUAUUUGCAAAGAAGUCUGCGAUGGUUUAAGAAUAUACUUCGAUUUUACCCUAAAGGAUCAUCUAUUAUAUUUAUCUGAAGUCGAUCAGUUGAAUGAAUAUCUUACAGGGGACAAAGUUAAAAUAGAAAUCGAUGAAAGUGUUGUUAAACAAGAGGAGAUUGAAAUCCACCAAGAACAAGAACCACAACCAGAAUACAAACCCAUAACAUCCCUAUCUCUCCCAGACUCACCCAGCGACAUACCCAUGUUCGCGCACCUCUCAGCCGAGACCACAAUCGUCAUCCCCGAGAGCGAGAUCGUCACCUUGACCAAUACGACGGCACCCAUCACCAGAUCGGUGACCAAUCAGCAGUCGAGCAACACGAGCACUGUCAACGUCCUCACGACGACUCCGACGAGCAGCACAGGUGGCGGCAGUAGUUUGCUGAACGAACCGCGGAGACUGAGGAGCCAUAAAUUGGAGCUGGUGCAGGAGAUGGCGGUUGAAAGUGGUAUUAAUAAUAGUGGUGGUAAUAGUGGUGGUAAUAGUGGUGGUAAUGGUGGUGGAGUUGUGGUGCAGUUGGAGGAGUAGGAGGAGCAGGAGGUUGUCCUAUGCAGGUUGAUGCAGCAGGUGGUGCAGGGAAGAUUGAGGGGCAGGGUGCUAAGGAGGAGCAAGCUUUAAG
Ctenocephalides felis (cat flea) is the source of this 1729-nucleotide messenger RNA. RefSeq names its product male-specific lethal 3 homolog (gene msl-3). Gene Ontology annotation, cellular component: MSL complex; NuA4 histone acetyltransferase complex; nucleus. The record is from RefSeq and is a predicted model, not a curated record. Gene Ontology annotation, biological process: regulation of DNA-templated transcription; chromatin organization. NCBI's taxonomy places the organism in Eukaryota, Metazoa, Arthropoda, Insecta, Siphonaptera, Pulicidae.